This is a messenger RNA of Mytilus californianus (California mussel), 285 nucleotides long. RefSeq lists its product as uncharacterized. The transcript has 3 exons. Bases 1 to 285 code for a protein of 94 amino acids. NCBI's taxonomy places the organism in Eukaryota, Metazoa, Mollusca, Bivalvia, Mytilida, Mytilidae. The record is from RefSeq and is a predicted model, not a curated record.
AUGAGUCAUAUAGGAUGCAAACUUUGUUGUUUAUAUAUCGUCUUGCUAUGGAAGGUCAUACUUUGUAGUUUAUAUAUCGUCUUUCUAUGGAAGGCCAUAUUUUGUUGUUUAUAUAUCGUCUUGCCAUGGAAGGUCAUACUUUGUUGCUAUACUUUGUUGUUUUUAUUCAUCGUCUUGUUAUGGAAGGCCAUAAUUUGUUGUUUACAUAUCGUCUUUUUAUGGAAGGCCAUACUUUGUUGUUUAUAUAAAUUCUAUGAAAUAUCGCAACGAACUGACGGGUACUGA